GUGCUGGAGGGGCAGGUAUAGCCUCAUGAAGCGACAUGGAGCUCAGAGUGAAUGGGACAGUGUUUCCACUCGAGUCACCUGGCACAUGCCCAGAGCGUAUCAGACUCUUAGUUUGGAUUGUUUUCAAUGAGAUGUGGACACUAAUACUUUUGAAAAUGUUGGCCUUAACCUUUCUGUAUCUCUCUUUUUCCUCUUACACAAAAAAGCAGGUGUUAAGUACACAAUAACACUUUCAUUGGUCUUUGCUUCCUGCAAGGUGAGGUGCGUGUGGUGUGAGCAAUUUCAAAACAAUCCCAGAGGAGAUGGGCAACAAAUAACUCUCCUCCUCCACCUUGUGUACCAAUUUCACUUCCAGCCAAAUGACUGCUGGGCAGGCUGAAUCCUAUUAAAUAAAUCUCUAUAUCUCUCAUUGUUACAGUUUAAUGCAACCAGAAGAAAGACACUGAACUUGAAAGCAGAGCACAAAAGCAAAAUCUCAGUGCUACAGGCGAGAUUAUGCUAAAAAUUGGCACAAAGGACAGUUUACAUUUCACAAUCCUUUUGGGUGCCAUUUAUGCUCUCUAACUGCUAAAUUUUACUGGUAGGAGUCUGAUUGUGAUAUCCUUCCUAUUUCUGAUAAUAUAAAAAAGACUUUGAAACUCAUCCUUUAGCUAAAUGUUCUGUUGAUCAAAGUGGGUGAGAGAUAAUGUUCUUAGCACCAUGAGAAGAAGACUUCUGUAAAGUACUUUUUCCAUUCCCAUAUCAGGUUUCUAAUUUCUAGAGCAAAAACAAAACCAGUGGCAGACAUCUGAAAGGAUUAAUUAUCCAUCCGUACUUGCCUAAAAUGUUAUUCCAUAUUUAUUAAUUUAUUUCAUGUAAAAAUAAAACCAAAAAACAAUCAUCAAGUUCUUUCUGCCAGCAUCACCUAUUUCUAGGGUAACUAGGUAAAUAAAUAAACUGCGUUAUUUUAUCCUGAAGCAGUGUUUAAAGGUCCUUAAAAUAUUCUGUGAUCAAAUUGUAGGGCAAUGGGCAUGCUAGAGACAUUUCAUUUUCCUCUAAGGCUCAAUUUUUAGUAACUGGCACUUGCAUUUUGUCUGUAUAACCAGUCUGUUAACAUUGGAAAUCAGUGGUUUCAAUUAUGUUUUCUGUCUACUCCAUUCUGGCAGCAAACUAGUUUUUUUAUGACAACAUGUAGUAAUUGGGCCCAAGGUAAUGAAUACACCAGUCAUGGGCGUCAGAUCAAGGUUCAGUAGGAGAAGGUACAGCAUUAUUUUGACAAUCAUGUGAAUGAAGGUUAUAGGCUAAGGUAAAAUUCAGAAAGAAAAUAAGGUUUUAAGUUGCUUUAAUGACUGUAAAACUGAAGUCUUGUGUGACUUAAGAUAGAUACAACAGAUUUUUGAAUAUCUUCCUGCCAGAAUUAUCUUGAUUUUCCAGUGAUCAUCUUCAGUCAGUUUUUCUGUUCUUCACAAAGGUGCUGAUGCAGGUUGAGAACAGUGUUGUCAGCUCUGUGCUAUCUUCAUACCUUCUUUCUUCAUAAAUAGAGUUUCCAGAAGUUUAUUUCUUACCUCCUGGCCACAAAAGGCUUAAAUGAGAGCAGCAGCUAGUGGCUUGUAUUUCCAUCAGAACAUACUCCAUUCUUGGAGAAGGCCAUACUCUUUCAUUCAGGUUGUUCCUGGUGUCUGUAGAAGUUAUCCGAAACAGCAGCGUUCUUGACAAAGAAGGAAAAUGCUUUAUAUUAGCAGUUGGAUUUGGAUGGUAAGCACAGGUGGUUUUUUUUGUUUGUUUGUUUGUUCAGCUUAAAUGACUUGUAGUUUGGAGUAAUGCUGUAAGGCAGUAGAUGCUUGAUAGUUGCUAGUACAUGAACAGUGCCUUACGAGCAUGCCUCCAACAAUGAUAGUGGUGUCAGCAUUUUUUGCUGUGCUUUUACAAACAUCUCCAGUAAUACUUAGAUGAGAGCUAAUUACUUAGCUAUCAGGUGACACUGCUUUGAAGAACAUUCAUGGCUUAACUUUGCCAAAUCCAAAUCCUCAUCUUCUUCAGUGGUACAUCUUGGUGCAGGAUGGAGUUCUAGACUUUGAAGACAGGAACACACCUGAGGUCAUUCUUCAAAAGAAGUAAGGAACAAAGUCAAUGAAGGUUCAAUAUAGACACUGAAUGCUGGGAAUCAUCUGUAUGACAAAUACUUAGAAAUAAGGAUGAGCUCAGUCAGACAAGAAGGCAUGUGUAUCAUUUCCAUAUCUUAAGCACAAAGUAAGAAUGAUUAAAUAAAAGAUCUGGCUCUCAGGUUGUGUUCUAAUAGAAAAUGACUUUGAAGCAGCUGUAAGUUUGUCACAGUAAAAGUUCAGUACAAUAUGCCUUGGCUUUCAAUUCCUGAUGAACAUAUUUCUAACCAGGGAAAACUAAGCAGUCUGGAUAAUUGUAUUUUGUCGGAUUUUAUAUAUGAAAAAUCUUCCCAUUGGCUACUUCUGGAGAGAGUGCCAGAGGAGGUAGCACUGUUGUGGUAUGAACAUGUCAGGACAGUGCACAAAAAGCACCCCAAAAACUCAGAAACAGAAAAAUAUCCCCUGAGAUGCCAAAAAUACUCAAAUAUGCAAAACCUCCUAUAAUUUUACAGUAUGACCAUUGCUAGUGUUGUUUGAUCCUUACUGGUCUCUAAGGUGUUUCUCUCUUUGUAAACAUUCACUAGGUUUCAGAAUAACUGAAAUAUCUGUUCCUUCCCCAUGCCCUCUUCCCCAGGUUUUAUGUUUAACAACCUGUGCGCUUGCUUGCUUGUGUGUCAGUCUACCUUCUGCUUCAUGAAGGAAUUUAUCUGUGGAGCUGCUACAUCGGGGUAAAGUCUGUGCCACAGACAGCUGUUGGCAUAUUCUGAUAGGAAUCAACUUGUUUCAGACCAAAUAUUUUAAUAUAGAAAAGCUGAUUGUCCUAAACUGGAUUUCAUUUUAUUUUGCUCUCUCUUUUUAAAACAUGUGAUUCCUUUCUAAUUUUAAGCCAAGGUGUGGGCUGCCACCACAAAGGACAAGUCAAUCUCCACUUUUUCCAUGAUCCCAUUUAUUUAUAAAUAGAACAGUUCCUUGUUCUGGUUACUGUGCUGGCUGGGAAUAUAUUCAGUGUACUAAGAAGGAGAGAUUAUCCCUUCCAACAGCAGACUGUAUUUACAUUAUCUUGAAGUGAUUGUAGUCCUGUGGAAUUAGGGACCCAACCACAUGCUUUCACUAGAAGUUCUUUAUUAUUCCAACAAAUGAAUGUUUAUGUGUACACAGCAAAUAUUGAUACAGUACUAGGAAUACCACUCAUUUCCCUCAUAAAGCAGGAUAACUACAUUAACAGACAAGUCCAGUCAUUUCCACAUGUGAGCUUGACUAGGAUUUCAUAUUCCAAUCUUCAAAAUAAAUUGCCAGUUUGCUAGGCUUUUGGAAAUUUCAUUAGCAUCUAUAAUAGUGUGUUUCACAAACUUGAUUAUUGGUGUAUUACUUCAAUUACUUGGAAAUGAAAUAUAUUGGAUGACUGUCCUGAGGCUAUUUUAACACCCCUCCAUCCCUCAUCUGCUUACUCUUCUCUGUUUUGUUUUAAAAACCUGGCUGUUCUAUCUGGCCCCAAUUCAUGGAAACUUUCUUCCCUACAAGAUAUCUUUUAAUGCUUAAAUUGAAAGAUGCUCUCAAGUGCUUUCCUCAGGAGGAGUGGUUCUCAAAUGUGCUUUCCCGAGCUUCAGCCUUCAAACUGAGUAAAUGCUCCUUGUGUCAGGAGCUCAGGUAUAGAAGAACUCUAGUGGCACCACACUCAGGGUGUUCUCUCUCAGGUUUUCGCUAGUCUGCUGGCAAGAACACAGGAAAAAAAUGUUUGCAUAAAUUGCCAGCAAGUCUUGCCUUGGCUGGAACUUAGCCAUUAAUACAGGCAGAUCAAAUUAAUACCAUUAAAAACCAACCAAACAAACCCAAACCAAUCAAACAUAGCAUGACUGUAUCAAACAGCUUGUUCAGACUAUUAUCCUGGCUCCAUCAGUUACCGAUAGCAGGCACAAUGGAAGUGUGUAGAAGCAAGGCAGCCCAGUGCCAUGUGUGCCCAGAGCACUCUCCCAGCUGCCAGUAAUUUGUGGGUCAGGAACUUGUGGAACAGUACACACUGAUGGCAAAGAUUUAUUCUGGUUUUCUGCUAUAGUAGUAUCUUCUCUGAGAACUCUUCUAUAUUUUCUCUCAGGAGAACCUGCUAUUCCUAUAAAUUCUCAGCAGGCUAUUGAAUAUGUUUCUUUAGGAAAAAAAAAAAAAGGAGUAAAGGUUUACUGUUUGUGCUUUUACCUUUUACAAACUCUUUACAAACUCUUUCUCAAAGUCUUUGCUUUCACUUAUCUCAUUACAUUUACCCUGUCAGAACCUUCACAUAAUCCAAGAGAGAGGAAAUCCUAUCUCCUGUGAGAUAAAACCCACCACCAUCACCAUCAAAAAACACAGAAACCUAGCCCAGUCAAGCCUGAUUAUUUAACUGAAAACCAGACACCCCAUGGUGAAUGGUGUAUGCAUACGUGACCAUCAUGAGUAGGUGUAACAGACACAGUGCUGUCAGACAUGAAAUGCCUGAGGUCCUAUCUACUAACACUGUGAUUAAACCAAAGAUACAGAAUUUAAUAUCAUGCAGCAUGUUGCAUAACAGUCUUGCUGUUGGUUGUUCAUCUUCUAGAGACAACAGUCUGUGGCAGUUAUAACUUUUAGCUUUGUUAUUUGCUAACUGAAGGUGACAAAGCCUAAUUUCCACAGCAAGCUGGAGAGCACCUGUAAAGGCCAGAAAACAGUCCAGCCGCUUGGAAACAAAAACUGUGUAAUUAUCUGAAGUGACUUGUGGAAGAAGUGGCUGAAACAUUAAUAGUUAUAUAUAUAUAUGUAUGUAUAUAUAAAUAUACAGGUAUUGUUAUGUUAUUUAGCAUGUAUUAUAUUUCUUUCUUUUUUUUUUUUUUCCAUUUUUCAUUUGAAUAUAGUUGCACAUGCAUUUGUAAGAAGUUAAACUUAUACUUGUGGAAAACACAAAUAUAAAAAGAAAUUAAUGAAAAAACAUUUUUUAUAGUUUUCAUUCUUCCCCAUAACAAUCUACAUUUCUGUCAUCCACCCCCACUGGCCUUAUGAACACUCCAAAUUAAAUAUAUUGAUUAUGCUUAUGUCAGACAUUUUCUUCCAUCAAUAAUAAGAAACUUGCUUUUUCAUUUUAUUUCAGGAAGAACAACUAAAAACAUUCCUUUAUGACUGAUCCCAGCUGACUUUGGCUCUUCUUAUUUGGGAGCUUGGGCUUUUCAUAAGAAACAUUGCUUCUCCAAGCCAGACCAAGAACAUGGAUGGCCCAGUGUCUAUUUGCAGAGGACAAUUGACUGGGAUAGCUAUAGAGGAAUAAAUAUUCUGCCAGCAUCCUUUUGAAUAGCUCCUCACGUCAACACCUAACUCAGAGUAAUUUCCACUUUCUAUAUGGUGGCAUUUAACUGCUGUGUUACUCUACAGACAGGAUUGUCCUUAUCAGAGGCCAGUUGUUUGCCUUUUCUGAAAAGGCAUCAUUCUUCCUGCAACCUUUUACUGUCUAUUUGCAGAGAGCUUUCCUUUCUAACCCAGCCACCAGACUUUUUCUGAACACCCUUUCCCCGCUUCCAACAGCUGUCCUUUAGAGCUUAAACGUUCCUGACUGGAGACAUUAACUUAAAUCUAGUUUAAUGAUCUCAAGGUUUCCUUGAAUCUGAUUUUGAAGGGAGGCACUUUAUUUCUACUUGAUCAGAACACAGCCAUUCUUGUUUUGUUCCAAGGCAAUAAAUGAGGUAAUAUUCCCUUUGGUUUUAUAAAGUAUCCUUAGGUUUAUCUGCUACUGCUGUACUCUCUAAAUUACACCCUUCAAUGGCCAGGAAUGUCAGUAUGCCUCGCCAGCCACCAGCUAUAGAUGGAAAGACAUCAGUGCACCGUGUGGAAAAUGAAGGCAUAAGCCAGAAACUAUUCCACCAGCACUUUCUGACACCAAAAUCCAGGUGCUUGCAGGUAGUUUAGCUCUCCACAGCAAAGAGGGGAGAGGAGAAUUGAGCCUGAUUCAUGCUACCUGCCAGUUUGUACCCUCCUUAUACCUUGCUGACGGCUCUACAUGCUCCCAAUAUACUUGCCUGCAUACAAGUAGAAGUGCAUACAGAAGGGAGAAGGGGAGGGAAAUACAAAAUAUUUUCACGUGCUAGAAAACCCAGUGAGACUGUGGGCAGUCUCAGAUCUACUUUCUCUUGUAGUCCUCUGAUGGUACUUAGGAGCUCAAGUCAUCAACAGCAACUCUAUUACACGGGGUGCUGUACAGUGUAUAAAGACUGCUCCUAUUUUAAAGAACAGUCAGGAAAUGUACAAAGGAAAUGCUAGAUGGGAUGUCACAGUGCUAACAGAGACUUAUGAGGAGUUGUCAGGGGAUCUUAGGGUGCUUAAUACAUUGCAGUCUUUUCAAGUGUUAAAAUGCAUAAGUAAAUCUUCUAGUUUUACCAGACAAAAAGAGAUGUCAAGAAAAAAAAAAAAAUCAAAGGCAAUUAUUGUAGACCACAGGCCACAGAAAAAAGCUUUUACAGCCACAUGGAAAACUAGCCAGAGAACAAGACCUGACUGGUGUACGUAACCACCGGGUGUAAAUAUUAGGCCUUUAGGGUGACAAGUGUAUGUGCUUGGCUGCUCCCUCACACCUGUUUUAAUGUAAAUUCAUAUCACCAAUCAAAUAACAAAGGAAGGUCUUGCCCUAGAGCAGUGUUCCCUGUCAGUGUCACUUGUUCAUGCUGUGGUUACUGCUUGCAGAUGCAAGAGGCUUCUUGUUUCUCCCAAUUUAAUUUUUGAAGCUUGGAUUCAAUUUAGAACAAAUGUUACCAGUGAGUAUUCCUUCAUUUCUUUAAUUUAUGAUUUUGAUUUUUAAAAUAUAUAUUUAUUCAUUGUUAGUAUUUCCAGCAAAAGCAGAUCUUUAGAAUGGUUCAUAUUUCUAGAACUGGUUUCUAAACUUGUUUUCUAGCUCAUGUCUGGGACCCAAAUCCUUGUCACUCAUCUUCCUGAUCCUGACCUCAUGAGCUUCCUGCUCUCCUCUCUGUUUCUGCUCUCCUACCUAGAGUUAAUUGAACACAUGGGAUGAGCGGGGAUAGCAUUGCCUCAAACCACUUUGAUGUAAGAGGAUAUCCUGAUCCCCUGUAGAAAGGGUAAAGCAAAUGUCACUGUUAUGUCUGUGAUCAUAAGCAGUUUUCACAAAGGGAUAAAAUGUUGAAACCUAACAAAUUAGACUUCAAAACAAUUGAAUAAACUGUGCAGUUUCAAAGUCCUUUAAAGAGAAUUGACUACAAACGUGCUUUUUUUAACAGUUGAUAACAUGCAGGAUUGUUUGUCUGCCUAAGUCAGAGGAAGCCAAGUAGGGCACUGGUCUUUCUAAGUAUUUUACACAGGAUUCCCUUGCAGAAAAUAUUUAAAAGCUUGAUGUUCAAUGAAAGAAAACUACAUUAAUAGAGGCUGUGCUCUCACUCAAAUGGAGCCAUGACUGAGAGCUGGGAGCACUUCCUAAUGCUCUGUAAUGCCACUCAUAUCUUUCAUGGCAUGCAGAUGUCCCUUCUUUCUGCCCCACCGUGCUUUGUCUGCUCUACCAGUGCAGAAUGCACGUGGCCGCAUUACUUGGCUAUUAUUGUUCCAUUGUCAUUCCUAUGCGGCCAAACUUUCCCAUGUUGUCUUUCCUACGUGGCCAAACUUUCCCACAGUCCCCCUUAUUAGAAGCAUUUUCAAUGAUCUCAAGCUGUUGAAUACAAACUACCAUGCUUGUCAGGUUGAGUGUGAUCCCAUCUAUGGUGCACAGGCAGCAGAGUACACCUGGGGCUUGUGCUUAGCCCCCCUCAAGUGCUUGGGCCUCUAAGUCCAUGCUAGUCUGUUUGGCCCUAUAUACACUAGCAGGCUCCAGCUGCCCUGAACAGCCACACCUCAGGCUUCUACCUCCUGCCUGCUGGAGGUAAAUACAUGCCCUGGACAUGUAUUUAAGCUCAGGUCCUCAUCCUUGCUCCUUGCUUAAGCCAUGUUGUGUGUAUGCAGUGUCUUGUUUGUCUUUGAGACUUCCUGGCCUGACCUCGGCCCUGUCUCAUGACUACAGACUGGCACUCUCGUGCUCACUGGAUUGUUGGCUGAACCUGCUAGGGUCACUGGACCUGCUUCUUUUUUGUUUGGGUACUGCAGGACCUUGUCCUUGCCUGUGAGGUUACAGCUCCUGCUUGCCUUGCCCUCACCCUUGGCUCCUGGCUUGCCUCCCCUGACAGAGCAGCCUGCUUGCCUGUUCCCUGACACUCACUUGCUUUCUACUCAUGCACCUUGUCACAGAGCUACCUGACAGCCUGCAUCUGCUCAGCAAUUAACCCUUGUAACCUGCUCCAUUUUCUGUGAUCACUUCAGUGCAGCACAGGGAAGCAGCACAGCGAGUGCCUGCUCCCUCGGACAUGAUGCUAACUGGACAUUGGAGCACACAGGGCUUUAGUUAACCUCUGCUGGCUGCCACCCGCAACUGUGACUGCAGCUUCCGUCUACAGCUGAACCUACCCUGGCGCCAAGACCUUGAAGUCCCCCUUCACAGGGUGAGUCCUGCAGCCCAGACUGGCUCCUGAGAUACUCUCUGUCUGUUCAGUGGAAGGCUUCAUAAAUGGCUUGUGCUAGCCAUGUAGUUUGAGGGUGUCUGGCAAUGUUGGGAGGAAGCUCUGUUAGGAAGUAAGGGAACAGCAGUUACCUUCAGAAACCCAUUUCCAUAAGCAGCCCAGAACGAUCCAGGGCAAGUCUCAUCCUGCACUGGGCAGGGCCAGUGCAGUUCUGACUUCGCCAGGCCAUGCUAAUGGGGAAAAAGAAGCUGAGAAUCUCACACUCAUCCACAGCAAAAUGCUUUCUAACUCUCCAAGCUCAAUGAUCAGCAGGUGACGCAUCUAGUUGCAUGUGACCCGAAGUACAUGCUGGCCCUUUCCCCCCAUCCUUCAUGCUGGCAAGAGGCAGCUGAUACCCAGAAAAGCAUGGAGGAUGAAAUUGAAUCAGUUCUGCAGGAGCGGAUAAUGAUUUUGGAUGGAGGCAUGGGUACCAUGAUCCAGCAACAUGCCCUGUCAGAAGAAGAUUUCCGAGGGCAUGAAUUUAAAGACCAUUCCAAGCCUCUGAAAGGCAAUAACGACCUUCUCAGCAUAACUCAGCCUGAUAUAAUCUGUGACAUACACAAGGAAUACUUGCUGUCAGGUGCUGACAUCAUUGAAACAAACACUUUCAGCAGCACCAGAGUUGCACAAGCUGACUAUGGCCUUGAGCAUUUGGUAUAUCGAUUAAACAGAGUCUCUGCAGAGGUGGCUAGAAAAGCAGCAGAUGAUGUAACUGCUCAGACAGGAAUUAAGCGAUAUGUUGCUGGAUCCAUGGGGCCAACAAACAGGACACUUUCUGUGUCACCCUCUGUGGAGAGACCAGAUUACAGGAACAUAACUUUUGAUGAACUGGUUGAAGCCUAUACAGAACAAGCCAAAGGACUGUUGGAUGGAGGAGUUGAUAUCAUGUUAGUAGAAACCGUAUUUGAUACAGCCAAUGCCAAGGCAGCUCUUUUUGCACUCCACAAGUUGUUUGAGGAAGAAUAUGCUCCCCGACCCAUAUUUGUUUCUGGAACCAUUGUAGAUAAGAGUGGGCGCACCCUCUCAGGCCAGACAGGAGAGGCAUUUGUCAUUAGUGUUUCCCACAGUAAGCCACUUUGCAUCGGCUUAAAUUGUGCUUUAGGAGCAGUUGAGAUGCGACCAUUCAUUGAAACAAUUGGAAAAUGUACAGAAGCCUAUGUCAUCUGUUACCCUAAUGCAGGUCUUCCUAAUACUUUUGGUGGUUAUGAUGAAACUCCAGAAGUGACUGCCAAGCACAUAAAGAGUUUUGCACUGGAUGGUUUGGUCAACGUAGUUGGAGGUUGUUGCGGUACUACACCAGAACAUAUCAGGAAGAUUGCUGAAGCUGUGAGAUCAUGUAAACCUCGUGUUCCACCUUCUCUCUCUGAAGGAUAUAUGCUGCUAUCAGGUCUGGAGCCAUUCAGGAUUGGGCCAUAUACCAACUUCGUUAAUAUCGGUGAACGCUGUAAUGUUGCAGGAUCAAGGAAGUUUGCUAAACUCAUCAUGGCAGGCAACUAUGAAGAAGCCCUGAGUGUAGCCAAAAUGCAAGUGGAGAUGGGGGCCCAAAUUCUUGACAUCAAUAUGGAUGAUGGGAUGCUGGAUGGUCCUGCCUCAAUGACCAGAUUUUGUAACUUGAUCUCUUCAGAACCUGAUAUUGCAAAGGUGCCAUUAUGCAUUGAUUCCUCAAAUUUUUCAGUGAUUGAGGCAGGUUUGAAGUGUUGCCAAGGAAAAUGCAUUGUAAACAGCAUCAGUCUGAAGGAAGGUGAAGAAGACUUUCUGGAGAAAGCAAGGAAAAUUAAGUUGUAUGGAGCAGCUGUGGUUGUCAUGGCUUUUGAUGAAGUGGGUCAGGCAACAGAAACAGAAACCAAGAUUGCAAUCUGUUCCAGAGCUUAUCACCUACUUGUGGAAAAAGUGUGCUUCAAUCCAAAUGAUAUAAUAUUCGACCCUAAUAUUUUGACCAUAGGGACUGGAAUGGAAGAACAUAACCUAUAUGCUAUUAAUUUUAUCAAUGCUACUAAAGUCAUAAAAGAAACACUGCCAGGAGCUAAGAUAAGUGGAGGUCUUUCCAAUCUGUCUUUCUCCUUUCGAGGAAUGGAUGCCAUUCGUGAAGCAAUGCAUGGAGUGUUCCUUUACCAUGCAAUUAAGUAUGGCAUGGACAUGGGAAUUGUGAAUGCUGGGAAUCUGCCAGUAUAUGAUGAUAUCCACAAGGAGUUGCUACAGCUAUGUGAGAAUUUAAUCUGGAACAAAGAUCCUGAUGCGACAGAGAAACUUUUACAUUAUGCUCAGAAUCAUGCCCAAGGAGGAAAGAAAGUGAUACAUACUGAUGAAUGGCGCAAAAGCUCCGUGGAGGAAAGGCUGGAAUAUGCUCUCAUAAAGGGCAUUGAGAAGUAUGUCACUGCAGAUACAGAAGAAGCGAGAUUAAAUCAGGAAAAAUAUCCUAGGCCUCUAAAUAUAAUUGAAGGACCUUUGAUGAAUGGCAUGAAAAUUGUUGGUGAUCUUUUUGGUGCUGGGAAGAUGUUUCUGCCUCAGGUGAUAAAAUCUGCUCGAGUUAUGAAGAAAGCAGUUGGCCACCUUAUUCCCUAUAUGGAAAAAGAAAGAGAGGAAAAGAGAGCUGAACAGGGCAGCACAGAACAAGAGGAUCCUUACAAUGGUACAAUAGUACUAGCAACUGUGAAAGGCGAUGUACAUGAUAUCGGCAAGAACAUUGUGGGAGUUGUUCUGGGCUGCAACAACUUCAGAGUUAUUGAUUUAGGAGUCAUGACUCCAUGUGAUAAGAUAUUGAGAGCUGCUGUUGAGAACAAAGCAGAUAUAAUUGGCCUGUCUGGUCUCAUCACCCCUUCUUUGGAUGAAAUGAUUUUUGUCGCCAAGGAAAUGGAGAGAUUGGCAAUAAAGAUUCCUUUGCUGAUUGGAGGAGCAACUACUUCUAAAACACACACAGCUGUUAAAAUUGCCCCCCGAUAUAGUGCACCUGUAAUUCAUGUCCUGGAUGCAUCCAAGAGUGUUGUGGUUUGCUCUCAGCUCUUAGAUGAAAGUGUAAAAGAUGAUUUCUUUGAAGAAAUAUUAGAGGAAUAUGAAGAAAUUAGACAAGAACACUAUGAGUCUCUCAAGGAAAGAAGAUACUUGUCUCUACAGCAAGCUAGGAGAAAAGGUUUCCAUAAUGACUGGUUAUCAGGACAUAAACCAGUUAAACCAAAAUUCAUUGGUACAAAAGUCUUUGAAGAUUAUGACCUGAAGAGGCUAGUAGAAUACAUUGACUGGAAGCCUUUCUUUGAUGUCUGGCAACUUAGGGGAAAGUAUCCCAACCGGGGUUUCCCUAAAGUCUUUAAUGAUAAAACUGUAGGUGAAGAAGCAAAGAGAGUUUAUAACGAUGCUCAAAAUCUGCUGAAAAUGUUGAUCAAUCAAAAGAAAUUACAAGCCAGGGGUGUGGUUGGAUUUUGGCCAGCUCAAAGUGUUCAAGAUGAUAUCUAUUUAUAUGCUGUAGAAGAGGCAGUGGGAUCUUCGGAACCGAUAGCAAAAUUUCAUGGCCUGAGACAACAGGCUGAAAAAGACUCUGCCUGCACAGAUCCGUAUUACUGUCUUUCUGAUUUCAUAGCACCGCUGGAUUCUGGCAUUUGUGACUACUUAGGCCUGUUUGCUGUGGCCUGCUUUGGUGUAGAUGAGUUGUGCAAUGAAUAUAGGAAACAGGAUGAUGAGUACAACAUCAUAAUGGUAAAGGCGCUUGGAGAUCGGUUGGCAGAGGCAUUUGCUGAGGAGCUUCAUGAAAGGGUUCGAAAGGAAUUUUGGGCUUACUGUAGUGCCGAGCAGCUAGAUCUCUGUGACCUACGCAGAAUUAAAUAUGAUGGAAUUCGCCCUGCUCCUGGGUAUCCAAGCCAGCCUGACCAUACAGAAAAACUGACCAUGUGGAAACUUGCAAACAUCGAGGAAACAACAGGAAUUGGUUUAACUGAAUCACUAGCAAUGACACCUGCUUCUGCAGUUUCUGGCCUCUACUUUUCCAAUCCCAAAUCCAAGUAUUUUGCUGUUGGCAAGAUAUGUAAAGAUCAGGUUGAAGAUUAUGCACUGAGAAAAAAAUUGUCCGUGGCAGAGGUGGAGAAAUGGCUGGGACCCAUUCUGGGAUAUGAUACUGAAUAACUGUGGGAGACAUCGGCAAGCAUUUUCUUCUAAUGGUCCAUUUGCUAGAAGGAAUAAUGAAGUGGCAUCUAUUACCUUACAUUGCUGCCCUUAGUAUUUGUUGGAAAUGGUUUGUUUUUGUCACUGGUCUGAUCAAAAAAAAAGAAAAGAAAAGAAAAAAUCUCAAACCAACAAACCAAACGAACUAAAAUCCAACAAGAAAAUCCUACUGAGAGGUUUUCUGCCAUCCAGUAUCCAGUAUUUCAUCUGAUUGUUUCUAAUUUUUGAUCAAGGAACAUAUAUUUCAGGUAUGCCAUGUACUUGGGACCAUGAAUGCAUUGCAGGUCUCUUAAUCAUAGCAAUAUGCUUUUAUUUGUAUUUUUUGCACAAAUACUCUAGCUGAGCAACUAGUUAUAGGGUGAGAUGUGGAAGUUGCACACCCCUCCUGUCUUUAGGAAGGCUUUGAAAUGAGGGCCUAGUAUUUGUCCCAUUGGCUGUGGACAUGUUGAACAGAGUUUGUCUUCUGUUAUUUGAAUGUGUUUUAGCAAGUCAAGGUCAUACAGAAAUAUGAUGCAAUUUUUUUUCUGUGAAGUCAGGAAAAAUUUUAAACUGAGUGACCAAGAACAACCAAUGUACAAACAGAUCUUUUUUAUAAAAAAAAAUAAACAACUGUCUGCUCCAUAUUUAGGGCUUGUACAUAAUGUUUUUCUCUCUAAAUAAUAACUCAGGUCUUUAAUUUACUGUGUGAUGAUGACUGUAGUUAAAACUAUCAAAAGAUAUAAUGUGGUGGAACAAUAUCAGGGAUGCUGUAUUAUGAUAAAACAUAAAUGAGAUGUGUCCCCCUAGAAAACUCAUGCUUACUUUCAUCUGGCUACAGUCCAUUUCUAGUCCAUUUCUGUGUAAAGUGUAACAAUACCUUUCUUCCUCCCUGUUUUGUUGUGAGGAUUAAUUAAUAUUUAAACUUUUGUAUGUGAAAAGUAUGACAGAAGCACAACUGCUACUAUUAACAGAGAGACAGAAAGCUUGGAGCUGACCAGUGUACAAACUUUAAGCUUAUUUUAACCUGGAUUUUAAAAGCAAAUAAUAGCAACACUACCAUCAGUAACAGUUAAUAGUGUAGGUUUAUUUUCCAAAUCUAAGUGAGCUAAUUGUUCAUAGCUGUUCAUAAUCCCCUAAAAGUGCCUCAUGUAUUAUUUAAAUGCAAAUUUCUUAAAAUAUUAUGUCAGGAAAAUCCAGUUUUUCUGGUCUCUAAUUGUAAAGAAAAGACCAAUGUUCUAUCUGUAAUCCAUUAAUAGUUACAUAAUUUUUGUAAUGGCAUCUGACUCUAUGCUAAAAGAAUUAUCUUGUAUCAACAGUUUAAUAAAGGUUAAGCUGUCA
Molecule: messenger RNA, 14074 nt
Organism: Anas platyrhynchos (mallard)
Lineage: Eukaryota; Metazoa; Chordata; Aves; Anseriformes; Anatidae
Source: RefSeq, a predicted model, not a curated record